Molecule: messenger RNA, 1082 nt
Organism: Lolium rigidum
Lineage: Eukaryota; Viridiplantae; Streptophyta; Magnoliopsida; Poales; Poaceae
Exons: 3
Coding region: 1-1008 (335 amino acids)
Biological process (GO): RNA processing
Source: RefSeq, a predicted model, not a curated record
AUGGGGAAGAAGCUGGGCAACGCUGGCCCUUCGUCGGCAUCCAGGCCCACCAACCUGGCCGUAUCGCUCCGCGAGGAGACAUCCGGGAAGACGCAUGCCGACGCGGCCUCCCUGCUGAGGGUCCAGCACCUGCAGCGGCUGGCCGCGUGGGCGAGCGGGGAGGCUGCAGUUGGACCGAUCGGGGCACUGGUAGGCCACCGCCUCGCCACGGACGCCGAGGCGGCCGGGAUUCCCAUAGGCGCUUCCUCCUUCCUUUGCCAGAAGUGUGAAUCAGUUUUGCAGCCAGGCUUCAACUGCACAAUCCGUAUAAAGAACAACAAAAAGAAAGCAAAGAGGCAGAAGAAGUCAAAUUAUUGCCAAAACAGCAUUGUCUAUGCAUGCCAUUUCUGUGCAGACCAAAACCUAAUACGGGGUAGUGGAAAGGGUAUCGUGAAGAUCCUAUUAUCAUCAAGAAAGCCUGCUAGCAUGGACAUAGCCAGCAUAAUGUUGAAAGGAGAAAGUAUGAACAUGGCAAGAGUAGCUACAAAAAAGGGGAUCGAGUAUUCUUUAACGGCAGUCUCACGACUGGAAUCUGACAGGUUGAAAACAUUUAUUCUUGACGGGCCAAAGUCUAAUCUUCCUGAAGAUUCUGAAAUAGAGAAAGGGGUUGUUCUUCCAAUGAUGGAUCGUGGUCAGUUGGCAUCUGCAACGUUGGGUCAAAUUACUCCUCAGAAGAACAAACUAGGAGAAGUGACUGCACCUAAAGGUUCGGCAGAACAAUUGAAGACAAGAAGUACACUGAACAACAAAGGGCAGAGUUGUGUUUCAAUUACUGGCAAGGCCCCUAGAAGUCAUAGUAAGUCAGCUUCGAAUACUAAAUCUGCACUAGGUGACUCUACACAGCCUGCUGGCAGUUCAAGGAAGCGAGCAAGAAAAGGGUGGACUACGCUAAAGCAGAUUGCUGAAAAGGAGGAGCUUGAGAGAAAAGUGAAGAUGGAUAACUUUGUAAUCCCAUUGUUCAUGCAGUAAAUUGUCUUGCAGUUUGCACCCGCUGUAUACAUUUGCCAUCACAAAUGGUUACAUUCUUGUAUGGUAUUAUUAGU